AUGAGUUCAUCUAGCAAUAUCACUAUUGAAGAAUUUUAUACAUUAACAGAAAUAUUAACAUUAACGGGUGGAAUUUUAAUAUUUCUCAAUGGAAGAAAUAUAGCAACAUUUAUAGUUCUACUUAAAUUAUUAGAUUUUGCUUCGGACUUUGCAUUUUUAAUGAGUACUAUAAAUGCUGAUUCAGACUUAUUUUUUCCAAGUUUAUUGAAAAAUCUACAUUUCAAUACUUUAUUCAGUUUCAUGACACUAGCCGUACCAGCAGUAUUUAAUCUUUUGUUUGUACUUGGAGUAAUGAUGCAACAAACUCAACAAACCAAUAAAAGGGAAUUUAGGUAUUGGUUAAGGAAGAACAUUAUUAUGACAACUAUAAUCACAAUAUUAUCGAUGUCAGAUAUUGUAAUGUUGAAAUUACUUGUAGAUAUCAAAAUAUUUGAUCCGAAAGUAAGAAAAUGGCUGCUCGGAGCUGGAUUAUUUAAUAUCAUUAAAGAUAUGCCUCAAUUUGUAAUUUUUGUAAAUACAUUACGUCAAGAAUGUCGGAAUAAAUUCGCUAUUAUUAUUGACACUAUUUACUAG
This is a messenger RNA of Funneliformis caledonium, 573 nucleotides long. The record is from the annotation of a GenBank genome assembly. Lineage: Eukaryota; Fungi; Glomeromycota; Glomeromycetes; Glomerales; Glomeraceae.